AUGCUUCGCGUCUCACUGCUUUUGCGGGGCGUGAGCCCUUUCACUCUCUUCCUGAUGGAUCAGAAGAGCAAUCCAGCGCUGAAGGGGUGCGCCAUCUCGAAACGUGGCCGUAUCCUCUCCAAGAUGUACAAGGAACUUUCGCAGAAUCAGCGGCGAGAUUUGAAGCAGCGCGCGGCGCGUCACCCUUCGCUCCCGAAGCAGACGCGGAAGCAACGAGAAGAGGCCGCAAGCUUAGCAAGGGGAAGGCGCAAAGGGAAGUUUGCCAAAUUUGUGCGAGAAAACUACCACAAGGUGAUGAAGCUUAAUUACCGCAAGCGAUUCGGCGCCCUUUCGCAGCUCUACGAUGUAUCCAAACCGCUAGAUGUCGAGAAGGAGGUUGCGAAGGCUCUUCCGAAGCUGAGUGCCAAGGUACAAGCGAAGAGAAAGGCGAUUGUGAAGGCGACGGUGAAGGCACAUACAGAGGCCGAAAGGAAAUUGGCUGCGGCGUCUGGAAAGGCAAAACCAACCAAAGGCCGAAAGAAGAUCAAGGGUGUUGCCAAGAAACUCACGCACACUGGUGUGUAA
Trypanosoma rangeli is the source of this 564-nucleotide messenger RNA. Its product is annotated as kinetoplast DNA-associated protein. The record is from RefSeq and is a predicted model, not a curated record. The transcript has a single exon. Bases 1 to 564 code for a protein of 187 amino acids. Lineage: Eukaryota; Euglenozoa; Kinetoplastea; Trypanosomatida; Trypanosomatidae.